AUGUCGCAUUGCACUGCGGCCGAAACGAUGACCGCGAUCAACUCGCGCAUGAGACGGCCGAUGAGCACGAGCAUCAUCCCCAGCCUCUCGCUCGACAGCCGCCCACCCCUCUCAUCCUCCUCCAAACGCGCCUCAACCCCCUACCACAUCCCCACGCCCAAGAGACCCUCGAGUACCUCCCAGGCCGCCCUAGCCAGCAGUCAGAGUCGUGUCGCGCUCAACCUCCUCAAACGGCUCUCCACCCAAAACUCCCUCCGCUCCUCAGACCCAUCGCCCUGCCACUUCAUCGUACGCGACUUUGCUUUCAAACAAUCCGACCCGAGACAUCUUGGCCUCCGCCUCGCAACUCCUGCCAAUCAUCACAGAAACGGGACCGAUGAUUCGUCUACCAAGUUUCACGAACUCAACAACCAUCUUGCCGACCUCCAACAGUGUCCGAGCAAGCCGACCUUCUGGAACAUCUGUGCCAGUCCGACCGGGCCAGGCUCGACGGCCGACUCGGAGUUCGAAAGAGACCAAGAGGAAGCAGAACAGUCGAUGGAGAUCGACAAGCUCAUCCACAAGCAUCGCCAGGACUCCUCCGACUCAUCCACCGCCUCCACGACCUCUGUCGCCGACCCAUCCGCCCAGAAGCAGCAGCUCAUCCUCGGCGAAAACGGCGGCGAACAGAUCCUCACAAGACUCACCGCCAAGUGCGAGAACCUUUACGUAUCCCUGUACGACUUCGUGGCCGAGGGCGAGUCGGAGAUGAACCUGGCCAAGGGCGAGAUCGUCUGCGUACUCGAAAUCAUCUGUGACGGCUGGGUCGUCGCCCGUAAAACUAAACUGCUCAUCGACGACGACGGCAAACUAUUCACUCCUGAACUCUCACCCGUACUCCUCGACGAUCUCAACGAAUUCGUCCUGCCUACCUCUGACGAUCAUCAUAAUCUGUCUCUCACCGGCUUGUGUCCUGAAAACUAUCUACUCAAGAUCUCUUAA
Molecule: messenger RNA, 981 nt
Organism: Puccinia triticina
Lineage: Eukaryota; Fungi; Basidiomycota; Pucciniomycetes; Pucciniales; Pucciniaceae
Exons: 1
Coding region: 1-981 (326 amino acids)
Molecular function (GO): protein binding
Source: RefSeq, a predicted model, not a curated record